UACGGAAGCCUAGAGGCGUCGUUCUUCCUCCUCCUCCUCCUCCUCCUCCUCCUGCUGCUGCUGCUUUUCAGCCCAGGGGAGCAGCUAGCGCUGGGCCGUGAGGCCUCCCGGCGGGGCUGCCAGCGGCGGGAGGAGGAGGAGAGCGGAGAAGAUGGCGGCGCCGCUGCUGUCCCUCUCGGAGGGGGAAGGCGCCCGGGCGCGGAGGAGGGAGCAGCUCAGAGCCUGGGCAGAGGCUGAAGCAGCGGCGGCGGCGGCAGCGGCAGCAGCGACCCCGCCUCCCUCGGGCUCGGCGCCUUUGCCUUCUCCGGUGGCGGAGAACCAAGGGCCCGGGAUGGGCUCCGGGGAUGGGAGCAGCCCCCAGCCCCGCCAGCAUCAUCGCCGCCGCCCGCGCGCCGUCCGCUUCGACGCCGCCGCCGAGUUCUUGGCUUGCUGCGCCGGAGCGGAGCUGGAGGCGGCGCGGGAGAUGCUGGGCCCGGAUCCGGGCGCCGUCAACGGGACCAACGCCGACGGCAUCAGCGCCCUCCACCAGGCUUGCAUCGAUGAAAACAUGGAGGUGGUUGAAUUUCUGGUGGUAAAUGGAGCUGAUGUGAACCAAGCUGACAAUGAGGGCUGGACUCCGCUGCAUGUUGCUGCAUCCUGCGGCUACAUUGAGAUCGCACAAUACCUCUUGGACCACGGUGCCAACAUUGCUGCAGUGAACAGUGAUGGGGAUGUGCCAUUGGACAUUGCUGAGGCUGACAACAUGGAGGCCUUGCUGCGUUCGGAGAUUGGGAAAAGAGGGGUAGAUGUAGAGGUAGCCAAGCGAGAGGAGGAGGAGGUAAUGCUUCGUGAUGCCCGUCAGUGGCUGAAUGCUGGCAAAAUAUCUGACGAGCCACACCUCAAAACUGGAGCCACUGCCCUGCAUGUGGCAGCUGCCAAAGGCUACAUUGAGGUUAUGAGGCUGCUCUUACAAGCUGGCUAUGACCCCAACGUGCGGGACAAAGAUGGCUGGGCCCCCCUGCAUGCGGCAGCCCACUGGGGAGUGGAGGAGGCCUGCCGCCUUUUGGCUGAGCACUUUUGCGAUAUGGAGGCACUCAACAAUGUGGGCCAACGUCCCUGUGAUCUUGCAGAUGAGGAUACUUUAGCUUUGCUCGAGGAGCUGCAGCGCAAGCAAAAUGAUUUGCGCAGCAAGAAAGAAGCACACCUGAGGCAAGCUGUAAUUGACACCAGCUUGGAACUGCCCCCAUCUUACACAAGCAAGCACCGAAGGAGCUCUGUGUGUCGCAUGAGCAGCAAGGAGAAGAUCUCUGUUCAGGACCAAUCGAAGGAACGUAAGACCUUGGGGACCAUUGCUGUUGGCGAGGAGGAGACCAGUUCAGCCUCAGAGGGAGAGGAAACUCCAGGUUCCAAUGAAGUGAAGGCCAUUCCUGCAACAGACAGCGGUGCAGUGAAUGGAGUCUCCGUGACCCCUGUCACCCCUCUAUCCCCCAGUCCUACAGGGCAGAAGUUCUCUGGAGGCUCCAGCCGUACCAUGGAACCAGAGGAUGCAGCAGCGCCUGCCAUCUGGAGACAGAGCCUACGUAAGACGAGCAGUUUUGGGGUGUUGCAGGAUGCCAAGCUGGAUGAUGGGGCUGCCAAGCAGGGCAGUGGCAUCAAGCGCUCAGCAUCAAGUCCCCGGCUUGAUACAGAAGAAAAGCAGCAAGACAUCCGGGAACUCUUACGGAAGUGGAACAAGAAUCCCAUUGGCCCAGGGUUAGCCAAUAGGAGCGCAGCUUCUGAGCCAGCUGGUGACCCGAGCAAAGAGCCACUCCUGGCCCGGGUAACCCCAACACCCACUCGGCGGAUAUUUGCCCUCCCAGACACAGAGCCCCACAGAGAUCCCCGGAGAGCGUCGUAUCAGACGCCAGUGCGAGAUGAAGAGUCAGAAUCUCAGAGGAAGGCCCGUUCCAGACUCAUGAGACAGUCUAGACGAUCCACACAGGGUGUUACCCUCACAGAUCUAAAAGAGGCUGAGAAGACCAUGGGGCGGACCGGAGAUUCCAAAACUGCGUCAGAGCAGCGAAGCAAGGAGGAUGAGAAGCAUGACAAAGAUGGAGAGCAGCAGUCCCAGGAGACUACGGUAGAGGAUUCUUCUAGAAGAUUCCGGCUCCCUAGUUCAGACAGUUCUUCAGUUUAUACUGUGACUCCAUUAGUGGUGAAUUCGCAGCCCAGAAAGGGCUCAGAAGCUGAUGAGACCAACUCAGAGGCAGAUUCGGACCUCCGGAACAGAUUGGCUAUUCGGGACCGCAGAAAAGGCCGUCGAGAGAGACGCAUCACUGGUUUGGGCGGAAACUCAGAGGGUGAGGAUGAUGAAGAUGUUGAGCAAGUCAACAAUGAAGAUCCCUCCGGACAUGGCAGUGAACAUCUAAAUAGCCUCCUACCAAACCGGACAGCUCCCUACAGCUGCCAGAGACUGAACAGCGCUUCAUCGGGCUGCAAAGAGGAACCCGAUCACUAUUACAAGAAAUUGUAUGAAGAUCUCUCGAUAGAGAAUGAAAAACUGAAGGAACAACUACAAGAAGCACAGCUGCAGCUGACACAGAUUAAGUUGGAGCUGGAAAGAGUGACUCAGAGGCAAGAGCGUUUUGCUGAGCGGCCAGCUCUCCUUGAACUGGAGAGAUUUGAACGCCGAGCUUUGGAAAGGAAAGCGGCAGAGCUGGAGGAAGAGUUGAAGGCUCUUUCAGAUUUGAAGGCUGACAACCAGCGUCUCAAAGAUGAAAAUGCCGCUCUUAUCCGCGUUAUCAGCAAGCUCUCCAAGUGACCACUGCUGCCACGGCCCCUUGAUUCUUUCAAGGAUUGGGGCCUUAUUCUGCACCCCUCCCACUUGUGUACCAGGUCCUCAAUGGGGUCAGGAAAAAUACAUGAGGAGAGGGACAGCCAAGUUCCUAUCGCCACCAAAACACUCCAGAUUUGGGCUUUUCCAAGCCUCAGCCAAUCAGAAGCCCACCAAUCAUUAUUUUUACAGAAAAGGCCAAGUUUGUCAACAGAAACAAUGUCUUGCACGUCCUCUUUUUCUUCCUCCCUUUUUUCUUUUAUUUCCUCCUCUCCAGAGACAGUAUUUAUUUUGUGGCUUCCUUAAAGUGAUGUUAUUUGCUUAUUGCUUUUCCUUCAGUGAACAAAGGCAGUGGGGAUGACAGGAGCCAUUUUUUUCUGGAGGCUUGUAGGAGUGGAGUGGCCACAAUCCAGUUCAGCUUUUCUGGGAGUAGGGAAGAUGAAACAGCUGAGCUCUAUUACAACUUGGAAGCAAAAGGCCAGACUGUUUGAGGUUGUGGGCAGAGUAGGGUUAAAGGGAGGCCAGCCUGGCCUACAGGGUUUACAGCCUAAUGGAGAAUGGGCACUGCUUAUAAUUCCUUAGGCUAAACAUUUGAACCUUGUCACCCAAGAACAGCAUUGUAUCAACACUGGUCAUCCAUGGGGUUGGAGGGAGGGAGGGAGGAUAUCUGGAUUCAGUCCAAGCAUCACCUCACAGAGUGACAAGGGUUUAAUCCAUUGGUAAUUGCAUAAAUGCUGCCAGAGGGCAGCAGGUUCAAAUGUUGUAGGAUGGAAGGUGGCCUUUAGUAAGCAGAGAGCACCUAGUAGCAGAGAGCAGCAUUACUUGUAGUCUGUGGCUGCAUCUCAUGUGGCCCCAAAAUGUGGUGGGAAUUCACCCACUUUUCUCUGUAGCAUAACUGAUCAACUGUGCUGUAGGGACAGGGCAGUAGUGGUAGAAAUGCUGUUCUCUGGCUUCCCAGUUCGCUCUCUACAUGCUGCUAAAGUAAACCACUGGGUAAACCACAGUCUCAAUGGAAAUGACAUGGGGAUGGGAAUGUUCUGAGAUGUGUGCAGAGGAAUGUAAGCUUUUGUAUUGAGAUAGUAUUGCAUUUUGUGCAUGUGGCUUCUAGCUGUUAGCACAUGCAGAAGAGAGGUUAUGUACCCCUGUUGUAGACAAUCUAGGCUGGCAAUUGGCCUGUGACCUGGAAACUUGAGCAAGCAGCUUAGAACAGGUAAAUGGGGGUGGGGAGAAAUGUGAUUGUAUGAGACAUUUUAGCCACAGUCUAUUCUGAGGCCAUGAAUGAGUUUACUCAGAGGGAAAUGCAAUGUAACUGUUAUUUUGCUUUUUAAAUCAUCUGUGGGAUUGUCUGUCCUUUGGUUGCCUAGAAUCAAAGAGACAUAGGAAUGCUGGGGGUGGGAGGGGCAUUAUAUGACAGCCAGAAUAGUAUUCAUUGUUGAGAAGAGAGCAAAGUGCCAUAGUUGGGUUGAGCGAAGAUGGAAGUGGGCAUUGUUACAGUUGCUCCUUUCCCUGUAUUUUUACACUAAGGCAGUUGACUUUAGCUCCUGUUAUUCACUUUCCUCAGCCUCCUGUUGUUUAGAUAACGAGUUUGGCCUACUCCCUUCUCAGACCCUUGAAUGUCCAAACUUAGGCCAGACUCAAAAGACUGUUUCCAUUGUUUUCUCACCUCAAUCAGGAAUAAGGUCAAGCCCAAAAGAAACAGGUUUUUUCUCUCUAUACUUUCUGGACAGUGCCCAGUCCAGCUGUGAGGUUGCCCAAACUAUAGGUAUCUAGCAUGGAUAACACAGGCCAUAACCAGCAUCCACAUUUGACAUUGCCCUAGUUGCCAGCCUUCUACAUUCCACUCCUCUUCCUCUGGGAGCUUUGCCUCCUUGACCUCUUCCUGGACUCCGCCACUUUCCUUGAGGAUACAUGAGGUUCUAGCUUCAUGGCUCUCCUGCAUUCCUCUUCCUGCACGCACACAAUCAAAUAUUUUCAAUGUUAAAACUGAGGGCUAGAAGUAAUUCCAAGAGAAACGGGUCCAAAGUACUACCCUGAAAAUCCUGUCUGUGUGUGUGUGUUUUUCCUGCGCUAUCAUGAGCCAAGAUUCCUCUGCCAAAAUAAAUAGCCCCCUUCCUUUCUACCCUGUUCUCCCUUUAAUCCCACCCCCCCCUUCCUUCCCUCCACCUGCCUUGGUCCAUGAAUUCCCCUCCCGAACAUAUCUGUACAUAACAGAAAUAUUUUCUAUAUGGCUGCAUCGCCAACAAAAACAAGAAAAAAUGCAGAAAAACCUAAAUGUGCAAUAUCGCAUGAGUAUUUUUUUUCCAAAGAAGUCUCUAUAUUGUACUUGUUUAUUCAGCAGCUCAGCUGCAUUUGUUUUAAAGAACAGGGAAUUGAAAGUACCGUGUUUGACUAUAAUUAAAAACGAUGAAAAAUUG
Sceloporus undulatus (fence lizard) is the source of this 5205-nucleotide messenger RNA. RefSeq names its product protein phosphatase 1 regulatory subunit 12C (gene PPP1R12C). Lineage: Eukaryota; Metazoa; Chordata; Lepidosauria; Squamata; Phrynosomatidae. The transcript has 22 exons. Gene Ontology annotation, cellular component: cytoplasm. The coding region runs from base 152 to 2779 and encodes 875 amino acids. The record is from RefSeq and is a predicted model, not a curated record. Gene Ontology annotation, molecular function: protein kinase binding; phosphatase regulator activity; enzyme inhibitor activity. Gene Ontology annotation, biological process: signal transduction.